AUGUCGUCGUCGGAAUCGCCAAGCUCCGGCGAACCCGAGCCAACUGUGCCGAGCGAGAACUCCAAGAAACGCAAGUCGCAAAUCGAGGAGAUUGAAGUCGAUCUCGCGCUCCCCGAACCACCUUCGAAGAAGGCCAAACGUCUCCUCAAGAAGGGCAAGCCACUCCCCGUAAAACCCAACAGCGACGACGAAGCCGACAAGGAGGAGGACGAUGGACUGGCUGUGCCGUCAGGAAAGGCAAAGAACGGCAAGAAGGAAUCAAAGCGCUCCGAGUUUGGCGUGUGGAUUGGCAACCUGCCAUUCACCAUGACGCGAGUCGACCUGCUCAAAUGGUUUGUCGAGUCUUCUGGCGGCGUCAUACAAGAAGAGAACAUCACCAGAGUCAACCUGCCGCCGAGCAAGCUUCCGGCCAGAGAUGGCUGGCCGAAACCACAGAACAAGGGCUUCGCAUAUGUCGACUUUGACACGGAAAGCGCCGCCAUGGCCGCCAUGUCGCUUACCGAGACGGAGCUCAACGGCCGUAACGUGUUGAUUAAGAACGCUACCAGCUUCGACGGACGGCCGAAGAAGGAGGGCGCUGACGGGGAGGCAGCACCGGGCCAGGCAGGCCCCAAUGCCAAGGGAGGCAAGACGCACGAGGCGAGCAGGAAGAUAUACGUUGGAAACCUGGGCUUUCAGAACACCGAGGACGACCUAUGGUAUCACUUUGAGAAGUGCGGCGAGAUCGACUGGGUCAAGGUGGCCACUUUCGAGGACUCGGGCAAGUGCAAAGGCUACGGCUGGGUCAAGUUCAGGGAGGUUGAGGCUGCCGAGGCGGCUGUCAAGGGCUUCGUCAGGAUAAAGGAGGAGGUCGAAACUGAAGCGGACUUCCAGGAUUCCAAGGCCGACAAGCAAGAGGACGGCGAAGGGGCUACGGAUGAGGGAAAGAAGUUCAAGAUGCGCAAGUGGUGGGUCAACCGGCUGAAGGGGAGGCAGUUGAAGGUCGAAUUCGCAGAGGAUGACCAAGUCAGGUACAAGAAGCGGUUUGGAAAGGAUAAGCCGAAGGUGCACGAAGGCGCCGAUGCAGGACGGGGAGAAGCCGCAAAGCCGGUGGCCGCUCCGAAGAAGACGACGUUCGAUGAAUAG
This is a messenger RNA of Neoarthrinium moseri, 1125 nucleotides long. RefSeq lists its product as uncharacterized. The record is from RefSeq and is a predicted model, not a curated record. Bases 1 to 1125 code for a protein of 374 amino acids. The transcript has a single exon. Gene Ontology annotation, molecular function: RNA binding. NCBI's taxonomy places the organism in Eukaryota, Fungi, Ascomycota, Sordariomycetes, Amphisphaeriales, Apiosporaceae.